UCCUCAAGCCCUCUCCCUCCCUCCCACCGCACUCUCCUUCCCUUCUCCUCCUCCCAGACAGACCCUGCCCUUUCCUUUCCUUUCCCUUCCUUCUGCUUUCCGUGGCUCCUCCGUGCGCCGUUUCGGAGUCCAGGGCCGGACGGUGGAGUCGUACGACGGCCGGGCCUGCGAUGCUGACGCCCCGGUUCCACUUCUGCAUUCCUGCUCUUCCCGCAGCUGGGAUUUCAUGUUCCCCGUCGGCCUGAAUGUCCGCGCCCAUGGCCAAGCGUGAGAGCGGCAGCGCCAGCCCGGUGGUGAGGCAGAUCGACAAACAGUUCCUGGUGUGCAGCAUCUGCCUGGACCGCUACCACAAUCCCAAAGUGCUGCCCUGCCUGCACACCUUCUGCGAGAGAUGUCUCCAGAACUACAUCCCCCCGCAGUCUCUGACGCUGUCGUGUCCGGUGUGCCGGCAGACGUCCAUCCUGCCCGAGAAGGGCGUGGCCGCCCUGCAGAACAACUUCUUCAUCACCAACCUGAUGGAGGUUCUGCAGCGAGACCCCGAAUGCAGCCGACCCGAGGCCUGCAACGUCCUCGAGUCGGCCAGCGCCGCCACGGCUUGCCAGCCCCUCUCCUGCCCCAACCACGAGGGCAAGGUGAUGGAGUUCUACUGCGAGUCGUGUGAGACGGCCAUGUGUCUGGAGUGCACAGAAGGCGAGCACAGGGAGCACGUGACGGUGCCUCUGAGGGACGUUCUGGAACAACACAAGUCGGCGCUCAAAAACCAGCUGGACACUGUGCGCAACCGACUGCCUCAGCUGACGGCGGCCAUCGAGCUGGUGAACGAGAUCGCCAAGCAGCUGACGGAGCGGAAGAACGGCGCCGUCACGGAAAUCAACGCCACCUUUGACGAGCUGGAGAAGGCCCUGCGUCAUCGCAAGUGCGCCCUCGUCGCCGAGGUGGAGAACAUCUGCGGCGCCAAGCAGAAGGUGCUCCAAGCCCAGCUGACGUCGCUGCUCCAGGGCAAAGAGAACAUCGAGAGCAGCUGCGACUUCACCGAGCAGGCGCUGAGCCACGGCAGCGCCACCGAGGUCCUCCUGGUCCAGAAGCAGAUGGGCGAGCGGGUCAGCGCCUUGGCGCGCUACACCUUUCCGGAGUACCCGCACGAAAACGGCCACCUGGAGUGCCAGGUGGAGACGGACGGCCUGCGCCGCUCCAUCCAGAACCUGGGCGUCCUGAUCACCACCGGCGCCGUGGGCCACACCAGCGUGGCGACCGGCGAGGGCCUGAGGCACGCGCUGGUGGGCCAGCACACCACCGUCACCGUCACCACCAAGGACAAAGACGGUGAGCUGGUGAAGACGGGCAACGCCGCCCUGAGGGCUCAGAUCGUGUCGGCCGAGGGUGUCGUCGCUGAGGCCGAGGUGGCGGACAACAAGAACGGCACCUACGAGGUGGGCUACACGGCCCGGGCCGAGGGCGAGUUCGCCUUCUCCCUUCUGCUGUACGAGCAGCCUGUACGGGGGAGCCCCUUCCGCCUGCGGGCCGUCAAGCCCUCCGACGUGCUGCAGUCACCGGACGACGUCAAGCGGCGGGUCAAGUCGCCCGGCGGCGGCGGCGGUCACGUUCGCCAGAAGGCCGUCAGGAGACCCUCCAGUAUGUACAGUGCCACCAAGAAGAAGGAAAACCCCAUCGAGGACGAGCUCAUCUACAGAGUCGGAACAAGAGGACGUGACAAAGGAGAAUUCACAAACCUCCAAGGCAUCUCCACCUCCGGCAACGGCCGCAUUGUGGUGGCCGACAGCAACAACCAGUGCAUACAGGUGUUUUCCAACGACGGGCAGUUCAAGAUGAGGUUCGGGGCCCGGGGCCGCUCGCCGGGACAGCUGCAGCGGCCCACGGGCGUCGCGGUGGACAUGAACGGCGACAUCAUCGUGGCCGACUACGACAACCGAUGGAUCAGCAUCUUCUCGUCGGACGGCAAGUUCAAGAACAAAAUCGGAGCCGGUCGUCUGAUGGGUCCAAAAGGCGUGGCGGUGGACAAGAACGGCCACAUCAUCACCGUGGACAACAAGGCCUGCUGCGUCUUCAUCUUCCAGGCCAACGGGAAGCUGGUCACAAAGUUUGGCGCCAAGGGAACGUCCGACAGACAUUUUGCAGACAACAAAUGUGGUGCCAAUGUGGCUCUGGAACAAAAGCUGACUAAAUCAGGCCCAGUAUUCAGUCCUCAUUUUGUGGCCGUCAAUAACAAGAAUGAGAUUGUGGUGACGGACUUCCACAACCAUUCAGUCAAAGUGUACAAUGCAGAUGGAGAGUUCCUGUUCAAGUUCGGCUCGCACGGAGAAGGCAACGGUCAGUUCAACGCGCCGACCGGCGUGGCCGUCGACUCCAACGGGAACAUCAUCGUGGCUGACUGGGGCAACAGUCGCAUCCAGGUUUUCGACAGCUCGGGCUCGUUCCUGUCGUACAUCAACACGACGGCGGACCCCCUGUACGGCCCCCAAGGCCUGGCGCUCACCUCGGACGGUCACGUGGCCGUGGCCGACUCGGGCAACCACUGCUUCAAGGUGUACCGAUAUCUGCAGUAGAGCCGACACGGGACUGACACGCCGCAAGUGGUUGCAAUAUUUAAAAAAAAAAAUAAUAAUAAUCACACGACAGCCAUGGCCCUCAGAGUGUGUACUUAGAAUGUUUAUUUAUUUUAGAUUUAAAAUUUUAUUUCAAUUUUGGUGACGUAGCCCCCCAAAAGGACCGCUCCGGAGGCCCAAAGCGGCUGUGUGCAUGUACAGUGCAGAACACAACAAGUACAGUAUUUAACCAGCCAGAACCUGCUCCAAACGCAUGCAACGGGAGUUGAGCUCAUCUCCGUAAAUAGCAAACACGGCGGCCAUCGACGGAUGGCACACUCAAAAGAAAAAAAAGAAAAAAUAGGUGAGAAAAUCAACCACUCCAGGUCAAACAAAAAGGAAAAGGUUGUCAUUUUAUGAGGAAAUGAAUACGUUUGGAAUAGCAAUAGAAAAUCACACGCGAAUGACAUUUUGUAAUAUUUGUAGUGUGAAGGCUUCAUGUGGCUGAAUUUCAUUGAUCAGAAACAAAUGUUAACAGAAAAGGAAAUGGCGAACAGGAAAGAAGUAAAAAUGCAAUUUUAACAAGUAUAAAUUGAUGAGGGGACGGGGAAAAAAAAACAUCUUUUUAAGACCUUUUUUAAAAUACAUUUUGGGAACUAAUUUGCAACAUUACAAAAAUAAAAACAUUGUCACUUUAAUAUUUUUUUUCUUGUAAAAAUUACCAAUUUUUUUCUUGUAAAGUUCCACAUUAUGGUUUGGAGAAUUAUAAUUUUAUGGAAAUAAAAUUUAAAAAAUUUCCUGCUCAAACCACACAAAAUGAAGAGAAAAAUCCCCAAAAAUGUAAGAUAAAAAAUUUAAAUUACAUUUCUGAUUCAUGAUUAUUAACCUGAUAUAUUUUCUUGUAAAAUUCCUGACAAUAUUGCAAAAUGAUAAACGUUUCCUGAUAAAAUAAUGACAUUUCCCCUCAUAACUGCAACUUUUAUUGUUAAAUGCUGACUUUUAUUGCUCUUUUACAAUUAUAAAAAAAAAAAUUCCUUUGGCCAAAUCGAUGAAAUGAUUUCACUUUCAGACUUCUUGUAAUAUCUUUUUCUUUUCGGUGUGCCUCGAAUAUCCCACUUCGAUAUUAUUUUCCUCCACGCGGAUGCGUCCCCAUUCGCGCUUUGAUUUGCCGAAUGUACUUAUUGUAUAUAUACAUAAAUGUAUAUUAUUGUGUACAUGAAACCACGACGAGGACGAACGCGGCACUGAAGGCAGCUGUUUUAAAAAAAUGUGUGCUUUCUUUUCAAAACGCAGCCAGCAGGCACAACGCUUGACUUAUUUAUUGCAAUUUUAAGCACCACAAUAAUCAUUUUUGUUUAUAAUUUUUUUAAUAUAUAGGAUUUAAAAAAACAAACGAUGAGGAGGGGACAGGAGGGGGAAGGGAAAUAUAAUUUAUUUUGUUUUGUACCCUUGCUAUGCUUUUAUGCAUUUUUUAAAAUAUACUUUUUUCAUUUUAGCUUUUAAAAAACAAUUCAGCAGCAAAUAAUUAGUUUUGUGCAAUUAUUCAAUAAGUCAUUAAAAUAAGUAAAUUAGUGGUUGUUGAUUGAAACUCGUGAAUUAAUUUAUUAAAUUGUGGUCAUGUGAAAAAUAUUUAGCAAAAAUGUUAUCUAUUUAAUAAAUAAUGCACCAGACAUAAAUUAAUUCAUUUAAGAAUGUAUUUCCUUUUAAAUGAGAUGAAGUGAGUCAUUGACAAUUUAUCACCCACAAUACUACAAUACAAUACUAAUUCAUAUUGAAAUGAGGUCAUUGACCAGGUUUUUAAUUUUAGUGCACAAAUGCCCACAAGUCUUAUACGUAAAAAAAAAUAAAAUUACUUACGAUGUGAUGAAUUCAUUUUCAUCAAAUUGGGGAAACAGGACCUUAAAAAUAGUGCCGUGAUACAAGAUUUAAUAAGCAAAUAAAUGCAAAGGUUUCAGAUUAUAUUUUAUGUAAAUGUAAAUUAUGUUGAUUAAAUAAUGAGCAAUUUUAGGAAUGCUAUGAUUUCAUAACAUAAAGUCUGUAUUAAUUCAACAUUUUAAAUGAAAAAUUUCAAUCACUUCCAUUUUUUUUUGGGUCUAGACAAACAUAAGAAACAAAGCUUAUUUCUUAAUUUUUGAUUUGGACGAUAAAUAAUUUUUCUAGUCAGGAUUAAUUUCAAACUACCGAUUUAAAAAAACAACAACUAUAAAAGUUUUUCAUUUUUCAUUCAGGUGCUUGUUAGAACAAAAAAAAAAAAUACACAUCUCAGGAAACACCACAUAGACGGCAACUGGCAGAUUGUUAUUAGUAUGAUUAUUAUUAUGAUUAUUAUUAAUAAAACCAUUAUGAAAUUUAUUUUUUUUGAAAAUGUGUUGCUUUAAACCUACAUUGUGUCAAAUUCCAACCAGUUUGAGUUUAGUGUACAGUCCUUGAUUUUGUUGUGCCCCUCCCCGCUUUGGCUCCCCCUGGUGGUCAUUGUGUGCCAAACCCGAACAUAUACGUUUCAUUUAUUCAAAUAAUAUUGAAGGUUUUUGAACAUUCUUGCAGCUGUUAUCUGAAUAAAAAGCAUUUCAUCAUUGCAAUACAUUUGUCUCCCUCACACACACACCACACACACACACACACACACACACACACACAACCUGCAACAAAAUGUUUGGUUUAUAAUAAAUAUGCACUGGUAAUAAAAGCACAUGGUUACGUGAACACAUGCUUUUGGGUGUGCUUUAUGCUUUUUAUUGUUUGUAUUUAUCAGUUUUUGCAUGAGGCCCUUUAACGUUGAA
Molecule: messenger RNA, 5323 nt
Organism: Syngnathoides biaculeatus (alligator pipefish)
Lineage: Eukaryota; Metazoa; Chordata; Actinopteri; Syngnathiformes; Syngnathidae
Product: tripartite motif-containing protein 3-like
Exons: 13
Coding region: 246-2564 (772 amino acids)
Biological process (GO): protein polyubiquitination; negative regulation of translation; proteasome-mediated ubiquitin-dependent protein catabolic process
Molecular function (GO): protein binding; ubiquitin protein ligase activity; translation repressor activity
Source: RefSeq, a predicted model, not a curated record